Babjeviella inositovora NRRL Y-12698 is the source of this 487-nucleotide messenger RNA. RefSeq lists its product as uncharacterized. The record is from RefSeq and is a predicted model, not a curated record. NCBI's taxonomy places the organism in Eukaryota, Fungi, Ascomycota, Pichiomycetes, Serinales. The transcript has a single exon. The coding region runs from base 134 to 442 and encodes 102 amino acids.
UGAUCAUUCUAUCCAUUUUUUAAUGUUGAUCUUGAAAAGUGUUUUACUAUGUUGAUUUUGGCUACUAACGUUACUGCAUUGCAAUGUAACGGCUGCCGUGGGUGCGCUCGUAAGAGGGAGGCAGAUUCGAUUGAUGAUGCCGAAACAGGAGUGUUCGCUGAGUGGUGGAACCUGCCUAUCCCACCCUUGGUUUCGAACUAUGAAGGAACGUUCAGUGACGUCGGCGUUGUCUACAACAAGGAAGACAAGGGUGAAUAUUAUAAGAAGCCUGAGGGGGCAUACGGAGUGGUGGUUAAGGCAAACACACGGCUUGACUGCCGUUGCAGGCUGGCACCUGGACGGUCAUGAAGGACCUUGGCAAUUAUACGGUGAGCAAGAGAAUGGCACUAUUGCGUACUAUUUCCUCGGAGAUACCGAGACUGUCUUUAUCGGAUUGGUAUGAUUCGAAUAAAAGGUAGUGUUCAGUGGCCACACGGUAGGGAUCGAU